CAAAACUCUCGAAAAUGUCAGUGCUGGCGAUUAGGCACCGAGGUUAUUUACAAAUUCAAUAAUGGAAGAGGGUGGAGGGGACUUUGGGACGUCUGAAACUGUUUGAGAGUUUCGUGGGAGCCGGCGACUGGUAAGUUUCCCAUGCGGUGCAUAUUACGCUCGAGUUAACAGAAAUUGUGGUGAGUCUCAAGCAUGCCUAGGGGAUGAAAAAACAGCGUCACUCCGGCAUUAUGUCAAGUAGAAUAAUUUUGCCAGCAUUGUUAAAAAAAUUGACUCAAGUUGCUGGAAAGAGAGUGGUAAUUCAUUGUACGAGGCAAGUGCUAUGGAAUGAAUGUCUUCAGGUGCCUCUGACAAUUUAAACAAAUUUUCAUCUUCUAAUGGGAUUAUUUAUGCUGAUAAACUCACCCUAAUGCACACGUUCACCCAAUAAAAACAAAUAUUUCAUCACCAGUAUUAUUUCUGUAUUUUGUUAUAAUGUUCUUCUGAACUGGUUAUUGAAUUUCUUAUAUUUUCCAUUUAUACUCCUCUUUUACGUAAUUAUUUUCACGAAGAAAAAAUUUCUUACGGCAACAUCUGAAUUCGAACAAUCGCUUUUCAAAAUCUUAACUAUUUUCCAGCUUUCCGAAGGUUUUUCCCAACGUUAAAAAUUUUUAUUUCAUCACCAUUAAUAAAACUUAAUGGGAGGUGUAAAUGUGUGUGAAUAGUGGAAGCCUGAGCUUACUGGAAGCUCGUGACGGCAUAAAUUAGCCGAGUCAUUACACCCUCUUUCAUUUCUACGACUUUAGGCCCGUCCCAAGGACAACUGAAGCCAUUUCCCUUCCACCUUCUGUGAGACAUAAAAUUGAACUCAAUUCUGUUCUCCUGGAGACUUUAAUCUCCCGAAAGUUGUUGGGGUAUUUAGGGAGAUGAAGUUCAUGCACUUUCCAAAGGAAAUUCCUAACUUUCCUCCCGCAAAUUGAGAGCUUUCGGCUUUUAGCUUUACUCUCAUAACAGGAGUUUAAUCGUUUGGACCCACCAUUGGAAGAUUAUUUCAAUAUUUUCGUUUUAUUUGAUUGUUUGAGUUCAUCAUUAAGAGAGUGAAGGUAAACACCGAUGGAGUACCUGCACUUGAACUUGGGUGAGGGAAGGGGAAGUGAAUUUAUUCAAGUUUUAAUCUGAGUAAUUGCAGUGGGGGAGAACGAGAGUUGGAAAUGUGCCAGGGAAUAUUAAACGGUGAUUGGUCUCGUUGUGGAAUGGGAAGAAUUCUGAAUAAUCAUCUUCUUCAUUGAAAGUUCCACAUUCUUGGGCAAUUAUUGAAAUAGAGCGUGCGGAAAAGAGUUCGGAAAAUUGUUCACCUCCUGAGCUGGGGAAAUUAAGUUCUUUUCCUCAAGAAAAUAUUCCUAAUUUCCAUUUAAUGGUCAUUAAAUUCGUAAGUUUUUAUCAUCCAACUAAGAAUGAAUGUCUCGUUGCACUUUCCUCAGCCCCGGGUAAAUCGAUAACCCCAGGGAAAUAGUACAAAGGGAUAUUGAGAGAGUGGAAGGUUCAAUUUUCGUAUUUUCAGAGGGAAAAAAGGACCUUCUCAAAAAAAUAUUUCUCAUUUCUGAAUAUAAUUUCCGGAUUACGGAAUGCAAUUUCCGGAUCGCGGAAUACACAUAUUUCUGAUUCCGGAAUUAUAAAGACUCGAAAUGAGAUUUUUUCCGUGAGAGAUUUGUAAUUUUGGGCUUCAGUGAAAGCAUUUCCAUUAAUUUCGUAUUUUUCCGGAAUGAUUUCUCGAAAUGUUUAAAGCCUAAUUCCAUUUUUUUGGACGAUCGUAAAAAUGACUGAUAUUACAUUGCACCUCGCAUGAGGUGACAUGUGCGAUGGUCAUUAUCGAGGUGUGGGACAUGAUCUAACUUGAAAUUUCUAGCACUAACUCUAACUUCUAAAUACAACUUCCCCUUAACUCUAACUUCAACUGCUAGGUUCAACGUCUAACUGUCACAUCCAACUGUAAUUUCUAAUUUGGAACUACUCACGUCUCAUUUGAAUCCAAUAACUCCGACAUUUCAAAGCCUGAGAAUAAUUAUCUUAUCAUAAAAGAGAAUUUGUCGAAAAAGAAUUGAUUUUUGUCGCAUAUUUUCUCGUCAGUGUAAAACUCCGAUUAGAUAUCUCCAUCCAUCCCAUUAUUUUCCAGUAUCUCCCAUAAGUACUGACAGAUUUAUGCAAAUCACGGACAUUAUUGUCCCCGCAUACCUAUCCGUUUCUACUUCAAAAUGUCUUCAAGAACAUUAGCUUUGAAAUUUCAAGCGUAAUUUCCUUUUCGUGCAACAACUGCUGCCAGUUUGCUGGAGAUCUCAGCAUACCCUCUGGAAAUGAUUUUUACCCCUCGACGUGAGGUUUCCGCAUCGUUUCACGAAACUUUAAAUCACCCGCGUCGUGUCCUCCUCUGGUAAUAAUGAAAACAGACUGUCCUAUAUGUAAGUGGAAACGUCUCUAGUAGUUUACAAUGGCAGCAAGAAAUACAUUGAAAUAACAGGGAUUGGGGAGAUGCCCUUCGUCGUCUUGUUUGCUUGGAUUACCUUGAGACAGUGAAAUUUGGACGAAUUGAAGCAGCUUCGGUCGCCAGAAUUUCUGGGUCAACAACAGUUGCCGGUUGUCUGCAAAAAUAUCCCAUACAGCAGAGGGAAAAAUUAGUUCUAGAAGAGAAUUAUUUAUUGCACGUGGAAAAUAUAUUGAUGCAGACGUUUUUGUUAUCAUUUCUGAAGAAGUUAUUUUAGUCACCCAAACUGAUUUUAUCAUGUAGAUUGAAAAUUUUCUUUUGCAUAGCAGAGUUUAGAAAAUCGAUAAUUUAUAUUAACAUUUGAAUCAAUAUUUUAACGUUAACAAUAUUUUAUCCAAAAAUACAAAUUAAUUCACAGAAAACAAAUUUAUCAGAAAAUAUAAUAAUAAUAAAAAACUUAGAAGUGAAAUUCCCAUUACUGAAGUCAUUUAAAUUGUCAGAGUGCAAUUACGCACCAUUCAGAUGAUUAAAUAAUUGUAAAAUAUAAAUACAAUUAUUUAAAAAAUUAAUCUUGGUACCAAUCAUCGGUGAUUGGAUGCAGCAAUGAGCGUGAUCUUAUUAUUCCUUUUCUCAUUCUCAAGUGCUCUAUUUCUUCUAUUGGUGGAUCAUUUUGUAUUAAACAACAAAAGUAAUUUGGGUGAUUACAAUGGGAGUUUCGGAACAAGACUAAAAGCUCGAAGACGAGCAAAAGUUUUCUCCAUUCUUGGAGUGAGUGUCGGAUGCUGAUCGACCUAUAGUAGACUGAAACAGAAAAUCGUAUUUCAAUGGAAGAAAACUCUUUAUUGCUCAUUCUUUCGAUGCAUUCCAAUAGUACACGUUGUCUUGGGAUAUCUGGCAGUUUUUUUUAAGCUGCUUUAAGAAUUCCCUAUCGAAGCUCACACAUUUCGUAUGAAACUUCGCAGAAUUUUCCGGAAAAUCAAUAAUAGAACUGCCCUAAAAAUUCCCCAAAAAUAUAAUACUUCAAAACCAAAGAUUCGUUCCCAAAAAAACCUACAAAAUGAACUUGAACGUUCUAUUUUAUCAAAAUUCCGUGAGUUUCACAUAACUCAACUCUACCAUUAACUAACAAUUCCCCUCCAUAUGGUAAUUCUUCUCUAAAUGGCACACCACUACAGAAUUACCAAACUUUCUCAGUAAUUUUGUCCAACCUCAUCCCCCUCCCCCCCACCCGUUCAAUCAAACUAAUUCCCAGCGGUCGUCUCCCCAAAAUUCCGAAUGAUCACAGAAAAACUCCACCUAUACCAUUCCCCCAACCCACCCACCGGUCGCAAAAAAUAUUCACCACUCAAAACAACCCCCUCCCCCACAUUCCAGCAAACUCCCUAAUUCCCCCGAACCCCGUAAAUGUCUUCUAUAAAAUCGAUCUCCCCAUGAAUAACACUCCCAUCGCAAGCUCUCCCAUACCCCCUCCCUGAUUCCCACCAAAAGUGAUUUUUCUCUGAAUGCAAAACCCCACUGCAUUCCUGAAAAAAGCCUUCUCUCUUCAUUUACAUCGAAACCUUUUAAAUGCCACGUGAAAUAUACCUCACUGCCCCGUUUUAUGCGCUUUGACCGUACCAAUAGAUUGUCUCUUUACUCCACAUGUUUUCAUUGGCACCCGAGUGCUAUCCACAGGAGUCUGUGAUAGUGUAUUUCCUCCCGCAAUACAUCAACCCAUCCAAAAUAUAAAAUGUUAAAGAAUCACCAGUGAUGUAUUUUGUGGUGUCCUCUGUCUGAGUGUCAGUCUCGAACUAUUCCCAGGUCAGCUAUUACCUCUGUUUCGAAAAUAUACACCAACACUAACCGCCCACUUGGAACUUAAAUAAUUCAGGAGCGUGUGGUUACCAGAGUGAAUCCCUCUCAGUGCUGAUCAAUGCAAUUGUGUAUUUUUGGUCGAAUAACAUCAACCAAAUGAUCAUCAAUAAUUCAUAGACAAGAGCAGCAUCAAAUCACCUCGAUCGCACCAUAAUUUGAUGUUCAAUGGACAUUGAAAAUGGUUUAUGACCAUGUUAUUUUUAAUAAUUCACGUUGACGUCGGGAGUUUAUUUUAAUAGAUACAUUUCUGAGUCUCAAAUGAGCGUCAAGCGCCAACUUCUACUUUGACGAUGGUACAUUUCGUUGGUCCCAGUUUAAUUUUGUUUCUCUGAAUAAAAAGAAACCUGGGUUAUUAUCGAGUUUAUCGUUGGUUGCGAUGUCGAUGGAUUAUCUUGAAAAUCAAUAGACCAACUGUCUUCCUUCAGGUGCCUCACGGUGGGUCUGAUUGAGGUGAGGUAUACGGAUAUUCAGGUGGGUUGAUUGGGCUGUCAGUUGACAACAGCGAGGCGACAGUGUUUCGGAGGGAGGUUGACUCAUUUGAUUUUUCCUUGUGGGGAGACAGUUUUGAUGGAUCCGGAAUUUUCGGACAAUUGUGCUGGAGAAAAAUGAUGAUUGGUCACCAGGUGGAUGACGAUGUUGGUGACAAGUUAGAGGACAUGCCUCGGGUUGUGGUGUCAUUGUCAAUCAGGACAGUUUAUCACACGUUGUGGUGAUUUUGGUGAUGGUACGAUGGUGUGAUAGUGAUAAUUCAGUUGUGUCAAUUAACACUUUUGUGGUUAACCAGAGGGUUGAUUGGGUUGUGGUGUCAUUGACAGAUUCUGAUUGAUUGGUCGCAAAUCGACGAUGCAUGCUGGUAUGAGAAGUGCGUUUGUUGGUGCCAGUAGGAGUACAGCGAUUAACACCCGAAGGUAUGAAACAGUUAUUGAAGAGACGGCGAAAGUGUUUUGCAAUCAUCGAGUUGAAUGGGUGGGCCGGGCACCGAGCGGGCAACGAGGCACAAGCUGAACGGGGUUCAACACAACGUCGGUCACGGGGAUCAUCUCCUCGUUAUCGGCGAACAACCCGCUGGUGCCUGUCGUUGUUAUCAAUCAAAUAAUCAACCAAACGACAUCGUUAAUCUACCAAAUAUAUACCUCAAUAUACCGCACAGCGUAACCGGAAGUAUCAGCAGUUUGACACUCGAUACAAUUAACAAUAAUCAUCAGGAGUACAAGACAUCGAAAGUUGAUACUAACGACAGUGCUAAGACAACAAUGUCAUCACCACCAAAGCACAGACGUGGCUUUGAUCCAAGUGAUACAACCGGAGGCGGUGAUUAUCGGCGUUAUCGUCGCGUCAAAACGCGGAAAUCGCUGCCGAAACUCACUGGCCCAGACGAGGAAGGGCCAAACCCUCACACCCAAUACACAGGCGUCUCACAGUUCGAGCCAAUACCACACGAUCAUGACUUCUGUGAAAGGGUCGUCAUCAACGUGAGCGGGUUACGGUUUGAGACACAGCUGCGUACGCUGAACCAGUUUCCGGACACGCUGCUUGGCGAUCCGGCAAGACGGAUACGUUACUUUGAUCCGUUACGCAACGAAUACUUUUUCGAUAGGAAUCGGCCCUCAUUCGAUGCAAUUCUGUAUUACUAUCAGAGUGGUGGACGUCUACGACGACCAGUUAAUGUUCCCCUCGAUGUCUUCUCCGAAGAGAUCAAGUUUUACGAGCUGGGCGAAUUGGCAACCAACAAAUUCAGGGAGGACGAGGGAUUUAUCAAAGAGGAGGAGAAGCCACUGCCGUCGCACGAGCUUCAGCGAAAAGUUUGGUUACUAUUUGAGUAUCCGGAGAGCUCACAAGGAGCAAGAGUCGUUGCUAUUAUCUCCGUAUUCGUGAUCCUAUUAUCAAUCGUAAUAUUCUGUCUUGAAACAUUACCCGAGUUUAAGCAUUAUAAAAUAUUCAACACUACGACAAAUGGCACAAAAAUUGAAGAGGACGAAGUGCCGGAUAUUACGGAUCCGUUCUUCCUAAUAGAGACUAUUUGUAUCAUCUGGUUCACGUUUGAGUUAACGGUGCGCUUCCUCGCCUGCCCAAAUAAACUUAAUUUCUUCCGUGACCUUAUGAAUGUCAUCGACAUCAUCGCGAUCAUUCCUUAUUUCAUCACACUUGGUACGGUUAUUGCCGGAAAGGAGCAUGAGAUGAAUUUGCCAAAGGCACCAGUCAGUCCACAGGACAAAAGCACCAAUCAGGCAAUGUCCCUUGCGAUACUUAGGGUCAUAAGGCUUGUGAGGGUAUUUCGAAUAUUUAAAUUAUCGAGGCAUAGUAAAGGGCUUCAGAUACUUGGGCGAACGUUGAAGGCCUCCAUGCGUGAGCUCGGUCUCCUCAUCUUUUUCCUCUUCAUCGGUGUGGUGCUAUUCUCCUCGGCAGUAUACUUCGCGGAGGCCGGCUCCGAGAAUUCGUUCUUCAAGUCCAUUCCGGACGCGUUCUGGUGGGCCGUUGUCACGAUGACUACCGUGGGCUAUGGUGACAUGACGCCCGUCGGUGUGUGGGGGAAAAUCGUUGGAUCACUUUGCGCUAUUGCUGGUGUCCUGACGAUUGCCUUACCAGUGCCAGUUAUCGUCUCAAAUUUCAAUUACUUCUAUCACCGUGAGACUGACCAGGAAGAGAUGCAGUCGCAGAACUUCAAUCAUGUGACCAGCUGUCCGUAUCUCCCUGGCACAAUAGGUCAACACAAAAAGAGCUCGAUGUCGGAGUCGUCGUCAAUAAUUGAGCUUGAGGAUGGUAUUUUGUUAACCCAGCAGGAUGUUGCUAAAAAGCCAAACUGCAAUAAUCCCCGUUACAAUAACAACAUUGCAAGCAUUGAGACUGACGUCUGACUACUAGUGAAGGAGACGGUGGCAGCGUGGCGGCCAUUGAAGAAACACAUAAUGAAGAGCAUCAGCUCCCUCCGGUACCUGACAUAAGGUUCGUCCCAAUGGCACUGCGAGAGUGACUACGACGAUAAAGAUAAUAAGAACCAGAACCACACGUCCAGCAAUUACUAUCCACAAAUAACACAAACAUAGCCAGUUUGUGUUACCCAAAAAAUAUAAAUAAACGUCGUGGUACAAUCUACACCCUUCGAAUGCAGCUCGAUGUUAUCUUGCAAUUGCCGAAAGCAAUUCGCAGAUGCCAUUUUGCACACCGAAUUGUGCACAAUCGAGAUACAUUGAGGGACCGAUAACUGAUGAUUAACAUACUUUUGGUACCAAAAAAAUCAAUCAAUCCAACGUAGGGAAUGAAAAUAAUGAACGAAUGAGGAAUAAUCCUUGUGGAUGCACAUUGUUAUACAGUGUGCAAUAAGCAUGCCAAUUGCUGUUUUCUCGCCCCACCACCACCGACUCCAGUGUUCAAAAUAUCUAAUCUCCGUUAGCGCCGUAAAAAAAAAAAAUUCCCAUCGACGAAUUAAAGAGUUCAGGACUGAGAGAAGUGCGAGGACAAAAUUGAGAGAAGACGAUGAACGACUUGAUGAGGAAAUUUUACAUGAAGAAGUCACGACAAGAGGAGUGAGGGAAAUCUAGAGAAAUUAUUUAAUAAUAAGGUCAAUAAAAGAGUGGGAAAGAGGGUUGAGAGAGUGAGGGGAAGGGGGGGGGGAUAAAUGGGGGCAGGUGGGAGCCCCGGCGGGCCGCGAGGAUCAUACAAGAUAAUACUCAUUAUUAUAAUUAAUAAUUAAUGAAAAAUAACAAAACAAAACGAUUAUAUAAGGACGAAAUAAAAAAAAAUGUUUUACGAAACGAUAUAAAACAAAAUACCAAAGACUACAGAGGCAAGGAAGGGCGGCGCCUUGCAGCGGUGAUGAAGGAUGAAAUAUGUAAAAUUAUAAGCGUACUAAUGAAGUUUAAAAUUAAAUGAAAAACAAUUUUUUUAUCGGUCGUUUUUACGAGAAAAACAAAAAUAGACGCUUCGGCGCGUCUUAAAUGUCGAAUUAAGUCCUGCAUAUAUAUAAAUAUACGUGAAGAAAGGGUAUAUUCAUAUAUAUAUCUAUGUAUAAUUUAUUGGAUGUGCGUGUAUGUAUGUUUUGUUUAAUUUAAAUAUGAAUGAAUAAUCAGAUGAUACUGAAGUGGGAAUUACAUGCGCGCACAACCAUGGACAGUGGGGCCGCGGCUCGAGGAUGGUACCGUGGUAAUAUAUAUAAGAAUUUAUUAAAAAAUGGAAAUAGCAAGUUGAUACAAAAAAAAAUCACAAAUCCAUGUAAAAAUACCAAAAAAACAUGUGAGAAGAGGUCUUGUCGUUAAAUUUACUUUGUUUACUUACUUUUUCAUCGAGAGCACCUGAACUCAUUCCCGCGGGCGUCGCCGUACGUUGUACCGAGGGUGGAAGCUUUAAAAAAAUAUUUAAGUAUCAGUUCAUCAUGUGCUCUGGAGAAAAAAAAUUAUUUAAGUCACGGAUGGAUAUUAAUGACAGAAGAAAAUACUUUUUUGUUGACUGAUAUAAUUAUUAUCCUGUGUAGGGCCUUGAUAAAAAAAUCCUUUUUGUAUUUUCCAAUUUAUUUCCAAAUCUUUCAAAAUAAUUGUAAAUGUUGAUGAUUUUUAUUGAAUAACUAUUCAAGGACAUUUUUUUAAUGAUGAUUUUAUAGUUUAAUGUCAUUUUCUGGGAGUAACUGGCCUGAAGAUAUACACUCAAAAAAAUAUUUUCGUCUGUGAAUACUGCAAAAAAACGUGAUGAUCGCAGAAAUAAUUGACUACAUGGAUUUCAUUCGGAUGCAAAAUAUAAAAUAUCAUGUUCUUGGCAAAAAUAAUUUUUUUUUCUCAGUGUGACGAUCGGUUUCGUGGGCGCAGGAAGAGCACUUUGUGAGGCUACAAUAUAUGGGUGAAAUGGUGGGGUCAGGAGUCAUGAUAGUGACGUGAGAUAGGUACGGGUUACACGAAUCGGUUUAAAAAAACAGAAUGGAAAAUGCCGCAUGAUGUGUACGUGACUGUGCACUGUGUCCCAUCCUCUAUUCCGUAUGUCCCGGUGUUCCCUUGCGCGCAUUCCAGUUUCAAUUUUUUGAGCCUCUGACAUCCGACGAUGUCAGGGAAGGAUGACGGCACUAUUACUUUUGGAAUGUUGAAUUUUUUUCGCGAUGUCAAAAAGGUUUCCGCAUAAAUUUGUUUAAAGAAAAUGGAGAAAAGUUAUUUUCACGUAUGAGGAAUUUUAAUGUAAACAUCUGGAGAAUUCGGAAAUUUCAAUGAAUACGGAAUAUCUACGAUUCUUUUUACGGAAAUUUCAGGACUUUUUCAUCAGAAAAAAGUUCGGUAAUUUCCCCCGAUUUUCUCGCCAUGCAAAAGCGGUAAAAAUUUACCAGAAAUUUACGGAAAUUGUCCAACAAAUUCACUACAUUUUUACAUUGAACAGUUUCUUGCGUGAUUCGAAGAAAUUAAUCGUCCUAUCUCUGAAAAUAUUGGGGCUAAACGAGUCGUCUUCCCUGUCCUUUUAAUCGCAUAAUUAUCAAGAUUAAAUUUCCAACCCCCCACCAGAUUUCCCCUCCUAAAAUCUAAAAAUAAUUCUGAGAUCGCUUUUCAGAAUCGUUGAUAAUAAUAUCGUUUACCCGGAAAUAUCGUCCUCUCCACAACUUUGUUAUACAUUUUUCUCGUCCUCUCGUCCCGUCAAUUACGAAAUUCCCCUUCGCAUAAAUUAGGAAAAGCAAUUUGAUUCCAAAAAAACGUCAGUGAACAGAAGACCUAGUAACUGGAACUGGCGCGCGAGUAACCAUAAUGAAAUCUUCACUUAAUUUUUCAUCAAAGGCCCAUUCUUUCAGGCAAAGAAAGGGUUCAAGUGAGAAUUUGAAAUUAAAAACGCAAAGCGUAGCCAAUCCUUCCUGCCGAUUCCAUAUUGUACCAGCUAGCGUCUACUUUUCAAAAAUGAAAAAAAAACUGUAAUUACUCUACUUAGCCGUAAAAAUGAUAUUUCACCGUCUGUGUAAACAAACGUAUUGUACAGUAUGCUUUUUUUUUCUUCCAGCGAGUCUGGUGACUGCCUAUCCUACUUCUCAUAGUUAUUUAAUUGACGAAAAAUUUUAAAAUGAUUAGACGAGAAAAUUCUCGAUGCCCGGCUUUAUCGGGAUAUCCGCCAUUGUGAAAGAAAAAAAAAAUUAUCCAUCCAUAUACCGUCACACUGGUUGAGAGGUCUAAAAUUUGGAACACGUGUUCACUGUAAAGAAAAAAGCAAUUGAAUUUUUCUCACAAUUUUUAUGUUUUGUUAUAAAUUUAUAUUUGUCUUCAGCGAUGGACAAAUUUUUAUGAGUAAAAGCUCGACAAUUAUUUUAUAAAACAGGGUGAAAGUGCACUAGCUUAAAUUUUUUCCAAAUUAGAAUAAUUAUGUUAAUUACGUGAAAAUUUGAUCUGAGCGAUGAGAGUGAGGAAUGACCAGUUGAUCAUUAUUUAAGAAGACCUCUUGCCGUCCCACUUGAUCUCCCAAAAAAAUUUUUUAAAUCAAGAAAUAAAAAUACCCUCAGCCACGAGCGAGAGAAAUUCAAAACCAUUUUAUUGAUGAACAAGUCUGGCAAAAAAUGUCCCGAUCAAAUUCCUAGGUUAUACGUUGAAACAAGCCCUAGAUGUAAAUUUGCAUUAAUAGCCGUAAUGGUUAGGCUAGAGUAAUAGAAACAAUUCUUGGAAAUAAAUUAUUAUUAAGAAUGAGAAUACAUGAUCAUUACGACGCGAAGUUGUCAUUAUAUCAUUACGGUUAAAUAUCAUUAGAGUGCAAAAAUUUCAUGAUCUGUUUUCAUUUAUUUACUGUUGUUGACGAGUUACGUUUCAAUCAGAGUGAUUACUAGAGAAUUGAUAACGGGGCUAGAUAAGUCAGAGCUUGAGGCGAAAUUAAUCUACUUUUCGGUAAAUAGGAGCGAUGGAAGUGUCAAUGACACGUCAAUACAUAAAAAGAUUCAUGAUUCACGGGAAGCCGGAGUUGGUUCUGAUGAUUGUCUGCUCGUCAAAUCAAAUUGUCGUGCGAAAAUAGGUCUAGAGUCGUCAUCUACUCCAUUCAAGUCCCAAUACAACUUGAAUCAAUUGUUUCCCUACUUGAUUCACAUAAGUAUCUCGUCUGAGUCAAGUUGCUUUGGUACCACAUGAUAAACAUGACGCAAAACUCUGCAGUCAAGUCGGAAAAUUACUUGACUGGCGUGAAAAUAGAGUUUGAAUAAUACCCAGUGCGACAUGAGUCAAGCUGCGAAAUCGAAUCAUGAAUAUAAUGAGGUUUGAAUCAAGUAGAUUAAGACUUGGAUCGAGCCUUGAAUCAAACUUGAAUCAAGUCGCUGUGUCAUUUUGUAUUCUUUCGAGUGCGACAGCAUUAUAACCUGCGACUGCGGUAAAGUCAGUCGCUUCCGUACUUUAUCCAAUCCUAGCCAUAUCAAAUCGUGGUCGUCGACUUGAAUCAUGACUCUUUUUUUUGCGACGGAAAAAAAAUACAAGAGCCGUGAUGGGACUUCAGAUCUGUGAGACGGAACAAGAAAGUCGCACACAUCAUACACUCACGUUAUAUCAUUACGAACCGCAAUAAUAAAUGAUAAAACAUGAACGGACAAACUUAAGAGGCAUUGACGGAGGCGCGAAAAUAUUCUAUUAAAAAUUAUCCAUCAUAAACUAAAACGAGAAAAUUCAAUUCCUUAUAAAUUUUUCAUUCUCAAUGAAAUCGUCAUUUUCCCAUCGCCUAAGCAUAGGAGUAAAUUUUAUCAAAACCAUUCAAUUUUAAUAGUAAAGAGAGAGAUAAAAAAUUAAAUAAAUAAUGACUUUAGAGAUGAUGAGAGAGAGCAAUAAUUACACAAUUUACGUUACAAUGCUUUUAAUACAAAUGAUGAAAAAUAUUUGAAUUUCUCGCCUUGCUGAUUUAGUGGAAAGUACGAUGCGAAAAGAAACAGUUUAGCUUAUUUAAUGAUGAACAAUUGAUGAAACAAACUAUUCUAUAAAAAUGAUAAAAUUUACUACUGCUACUAUACUAUUAUACUACUGCGAAACUUAUUAAUAUUAACUGUAACCAUCUAACGAGGUGAAAAUUAUGGUUAAAUCAAUACAUACCAAACUACUCUGAUAGACAGUGUGGUACUAGAAUACACAAACACGUGAAGAAUAGUCGAGUAUUAAAUAGUCGUGUAAUUACAUGGAAUAUUAAAACCAUUUUGUGACGAUUGAAGAGAGAGCAAUGAAAAAUUUUCAUUCUUAUAAUGAUGGUAUGACAAUAGGGAAAUUAUAUUAAUUUUUCGCCCCGCAAUUCUAAUAUUUCAUUAUUUAUUUGGCAUUUACACCAUUCAUUGACAAUUUGUGAAGUAAUUCAUAAUGGGACGGUUCAUUGUAUGAUUUUUCAACGAGUGAAAUUCUCAGUGUAAAUUGAAUAUGAAAGAAACGCCAAAAUGUGUUUAAUUUUUCGACUAGAAAAUGCCCGCGAAUCCAUUGGACUUCCAUAAUUUAUUCGCUCGACUGCUAGCCAUCACAUGAUAACACGCUGUACUUCAAUUUCACGCAAUUUAUUUAUCUCAGAAAUAGUGAUUGACACAUAUUUGAUUAUGACACACGGAAAUCGUUGAAAUACGCCGAAAAGUUAAAUGUCAAUGUGGGGUAAUGGGGUUUUGGGGGGAAAAUUGCAUCACUGAGCUGUGAACCAAGUGAUGUUGACAAUUGUCAUGAAAAUCUUGUGCUCUAAAGUCAUGAAUCGGUGAAUUUUUUAGUAAAUUUUUCACUUAUCAAAUGAUUCGAUUGAUUGACACUCAAUGGACUAAUUCCGGUAAAUUCUGAUAUAUGUAUUUGUCUUCCGGCCGCUAGACCAUGAGACUUCACUUAAAUUUCCUGAGAAACUUCUAAGAAAUUUGGCCACUCUUGCCCUCAAAACAACUUUACAAAAAAAUUCUUAAUUUUGAAUAUUAUUUCAUUAAAAAAUUCCGAUGAUAAUGAAAGUGAGAUGAAAAAUUACGAUUCUGAGUAUACUUUGAAUUUUUUGACAGUUGUCAACCUUUUGAUACCACAAAGGGCUCUUAUGAGGUCCUUUCAAUCACAUUAACUCCCUGUUAUGGAAAAUUAAACUCCAUUUUUCACGGUAUAAAAUCCGAAUUGACUUGAUUCAGAGCUCGAUGAAUAAAACUCAUAAAAUUAUCAUUCUAAACCCGACAAAAGAGCUAGACCCUUCGAAAAACCAAUCGCUGUAUCGUGAAUAAAUGAACCGAGUAGGCAUUCCAAAACAUAAAAUGAUAACCUAAUUUUCCUUAAAAAAAUACUGAGAAAAAUCUUUCUAGAGAAAUCAAUAAACGAGAGGAAAAAAUAACCCAAAAAUAGAAACAAUUAAAUUCGUCGCUGACGCCUAGCAUAAAUAAACAAGAGGAAAAAUGCACUAAAGACUAGGGUUUAAUCAGGCUGGCAUAGAGUCUAACGAGAAAUUAAUAAAAAUCCAUGAAAAACGAGAAAAAAACACUAGUGCCGGUGCCGUUGCACAUCCCUUAUUGGCAAGAAAACUUUUCUCUCCGGAUAAUUUACAACAAAAGUAGAAAAAUAAUGAUUGACCCUCAUGGACCUUCAUUUCUUCUCAUCAACAAGCAUAUCAGCGCAAAAUUUCUAGCGGCAAAAUCCCCCAAUUUUUGUAAACAAUUCCAUAUGAAUUAAACAAUUGUAUUCGAAUUCAUCGCGUGAAUGUGCAAUAGGGAAUGUUCGAAUGGCACCUCACGAGACACGAGAGGUGUGUGACAACGUGUGCGACCGCUCGUGGAUCGAGCUGACCGCUUUCAAGUGAUAUAUUUAGAUAUUAAAUGGAUAAAAAAAACGAUUCAGAACUAAAAACCAAAAAAUAUUGAAUUUAAUGUAACCAUUAACCAGGAAAAAAAAAUUAAAGUUUGUUAUAAUUGAAGUUUUCAAUAAUUUGAGCCACAUUGAAUGAUAAGUAUUACUUAUAAAUAAUAAGUAAAUUUAAACAUAUACCUAGAACAUAUAGAUAUACUAUAUAUAUAUAUGUAUGAUGGUAAUGUACAUAUAAAUAUGUAUAUAGUAUAAAACAACGUCGAACGGUGGAGAUGAUGAACGUUAAAUAAUCGCUCACACUAAAGGAUGAAGAGGAAAUAUUAAUUAUUAAUUAAUAAUGACAAAUGAAAAUCAUUCAUUACCAGAGUAAAUGGAGGGAAUAUACUAUUGUUACCAUGUACAUGAAUGAAUUUGACUAUGAUUAAGCUACUCAGUAGGCUUAGAAAAACCAAAAAUGAUGAAAAUGAUUAGUAUGAGACAAAAAUAAAAAUUAUUUAAAAAAUUUGUAUAAGGGCUGCACGUGGUGUGGACUCUCGCGCUACUCUAGCCAAAUCGGAAUUCGUUUCAUUAAUUAUUAAUUACUUCAUCGAGAAAAAAAACUUAUUUAUAUAGUGUUGAGCACUGUUUUAAGUGCUUUUCAUUUUUUGGCUGUGUGAAGCUUCAAACUAAAUAACUGAAAAAAAUAAAUGAAGGAAAAAAUACAAAAAAAAUAAUUAUCGAUUAUUAUUGGCUUUGCAUAAAAUCCAUUCUCAAAAUUUCUCCGAAAAAUAAGGCAAAAAUGAUGAUAAUUAACAAAAAGAAAACGUGUUUUAGGUAACGGUAUUAGAAAAAAAGUAUUUUAAAACUAAACGAAUCAAUAAAUUAUCAGAAAAAUCUUCGUAGUGAAGUGAUCGAGAAACGAGAAAUUUUAAAAUUUCAAUGAUAAAAAUAAAGUAAAUAAAAAAUUUAACAAAACGAAUAUCAGCGCUGUAAUUUCUUCAAUAUGUUAUAAUUAUUCCGCAUCUCCGUUUGUACGCAUUUUAGAAGAAAAAUAUUUGAUAAAAAAAAAUGAAAAAAUGCAAGAGAAUAACUUCAGAUCUACUAUGUAACUCUGACAUAACGGUACUAGCUCAGAUAAACAUCCUGCCGAGUUGCCCCGGGUUAUGCUAAGCGCCACCUGGCCCGUAUACAUUAUUUUAAACAAAAUGAUGAAAAAAAAAUAACACUAAUAAACCACCAUUGAAUAAUUAAAAUAAAAUGAAAUGAAGAAGAAUUACAUUAAGCAUCACGCUCAUCAUUAUAGUAAAUGGGAUACGAUAAUUAAUACAUAGCUCUAUUUUUUCGCCCGACGAAAUAAUAAUAAUCUAUAUGUAAAAAGGCUAAUUUUUUAAGAACAUCAAGCUAAAACUGAAUUUCCAUCUCUGGCAGCAAUGAAUGCUUUUGUAAAUACCUGGUUAUUAUUAUAAACUAUUUUAAAGGGUAGAAAUGAUGGAAAUACUCAUGAAAUAAAAACUGGCACCAGAACGAAGUUACCGAAUUACGAUGGAUUUCAUCACGAGAAAAUGAUUUUAAAAAACACACAAAGUAAAAAAAUAAUAAUAAUAAUAAAGAAACAAAAAAGUCGGUCGAUCGAAUUUUAAUAUUCCGUGAAUUUUGAAGUAAAAAUUUUAUGAUAAUGAAUAUUGAUAAUUGUAAUUCCCACGACCGAGCCACGAUGAGAAAAUUGAAUAAAUUAAUGGAAAUAAAAUAAUGAAUCAAUUUUAAGCAUCGUUUGCGGAAUAAAUUUGGGUAUUCAGUGCCUUGCAGGGAGUCAUUGCAAUUUAACAUUAAUUAGUGUCACUUGGGUCUUCCAUCGACUUAUCUGUCGAUUCCAUGAGCAAGUCACUGUUCUCCCUUGUUUAUAAUUCCGCAGUCAUGCCCAAGGUCUUCGCUUCCUUUCAUUAAAAAAAAAACGUAAACAAUUUUAAAAAAAGUAAAGUCUCUUCAGUACCACAUGAUAAGUCAGAUGAAUUUGCACACUUUCAUUUUCAAACGCAUAGUCAUAUUUUCUAUUUGCGAUGAUAGAGGUGGAGAUGAUAAGAGUUCUAUCGAUGGAAGCGAUUGCCAAUAGGACGAUGGCUCGUCGUGAGGCCAGCCCGGGCUCCCUUAUAAUAAAUUACCAAAGAGAAAAUCCAAUUAGAAAUGCAAAAAAAAAAAUGGACGAUUAUGUGAUAAGUGUCUUAAAAAUUUGGGUUCACUGCUGAUUAACAAAAACCAACUCAUCUUAAUUUUUACUAUUUUUUCAAUACUCGAAUAAAUUACUGAAAAUAUUUACUUGAACCGGGUACCAAGGCACUCAGGGCAAUGAUAUUAUUAUGCUAUUUGUUUACCCAAUAAUCUAGCAUUAAAUUAUGUUGAAAAACGUCGAGGAUAAAUAAUGGAACGAUGAGACACCGAGAUAACAACAAAAAUUACCAAAAUUCAAUGCAUAUUUUCAAGUACAGAAAUAGAAUUUACUGUAUAAUAAAUGUAUCCCCUAUUCAGGUGAUACAUAUAACCUACAUAAAAAAAUACCUAUAUAAAUUCAUAAGGUACUUGUUUUCCCAUUCAUGAGUACCUCGUGCGUGGGCAUGUCCUGUCAGUAUUAAAAUGAAAAUCCCCAUAUUAAAAAAAACGUAUGGAAUCAAUAUAGGAGUAAAUAUCGUAAAAGAAUGGUAAAAAAAUACUUCGGAACGUAGUUUGUAUCUAUAAGAUUGAAAUAAUCGUACGAACCCAUCGUCGAAUGACCCAAGAGUGCAAAGAAACUGAGGAAAAAGACGAGUAAUAAUUUCCAACAAUUCUUUCGAACUACCUAACUACCUACAACAUUCAUUCCGCUUUGAUUUUGUUUUACUUUUUAUUAUUCAAGGCGCAAAGUCGCUGUAAAUAGAUUUAAAUAAACAAUAAAUGGAGCUGUUGGGACAUACCCGCGUGUUAGAGUUAAUGUAUAUAGAAUGAAUAAAGAAGGCAAACCAAGAAUUUAAAAUAAUAAAAAAAACAAUUACUGUAGUAAAUGGGAGCCCGUUUGACGUUGAAAGUAACCAAUGAGAGCGAGAAAGUGAAUGCGUGAAGUGAAAGAGAGCGAGAGAGAGAGAGAGAUGAACGAAUGAUCAAGAGAUUCUGCUUAAAAGUGAAUUUAAUGAAGCAGUAUCGAGCAUUUCCAAUAAUACCGACACCAAUAAAUACUCCUAAAGAUGAAAAUUAAACGUAAAAAUUGACUAAAUGUUAUUUAAAGAGAUGAGAAAACAUUGCAUACAUAGUGAGCAUGCAUUAUCAUUAUCAACUAAAAAACCGUAAAGUGGAAAAUAUAAAAAUUCGGAAAACAAAAACACUACUCUCUAUGACUAAUUGAGAUAUCAGUUUAAAAAAGGAAAUUAUUACUACUUAUUAAUUACUAAUUAGCAAGAUACCUUAAGGGUCAGUCAUAAUGGUAAACCAUAUAGUCUAUUUGUUAAUGUUUCAGAUAUUUUAUUAAAUGUUGAUAUAAUGUAUUGACGACAUUCCUUGUUUGUGGCAAAUCUCCCUCGCAUUAAAAAAAAUGAACUUAGAAGAAUCUUUACCUCCCCCCAAAAACAAUGCUCCACCUGUCUAAGCUGAUAAUCGUAAACGAGAAGAAACUGAAUUAAUUGAUCGGUCAAUAAAUUCAUUAAUCGUACCCCUAAAUGAAAAAUCAAUAAGAGAUAUUUAACAAAAUCUAAUGCCUUCGUACAAUCGAAGCUGGCAAUCUGCGCCGUGUUUGCGCCAAAAAAAAUAGAAUUUAAAUUCGUAAAACAAAUAUUAAAACUGAUUUUAUUAUGAAAAAAAUACAUCGCCGUUACGCUUGUCAACGACUAUUAUCGGAGAAGAAACAACAAAUUUAUAUUAAUUUAAUAUGAGUAAUAAUAAAUCGUGGCAAAUUGACUGACCGAGCGACCACCCAGCGACGUUUUAACGUCGUAAAAAAGAAUUUAUAUAAUUCUAGGGUUAAAAAAAACAUUUUUAUUGUAAAACACGAAAUGAAAAAUAUUUAUAUUGUGCGAAUACACGAUAUGCUGUGCGAAUUUAACGAAAGCUAUUGUUCUUAUUUUCCUUUCUCAAUUUAUUAUCUCAAUUACUCUUCCCCCCCCCCCUUUUUUUUCAUUGUCAAAUAUUUCCACACGUUUGUACCUAUCGAUCAAGUGGAAAUACACACUAAAUAAGUGGCUCGUACAGGUUGCAAUGUUUUUUAUCCACAAUGAGUAUGUUAUUUCUAAAAAAAAAAUUGAGGGUUAUCAUUCAGGGUCAAUUUAACAUGGGGCAUCGCAAAUCGUAAUCUCACACUAUACGAGGACAAUAUAUGUAAUAACAUAACUGUACCAGCGCGAGAAAAAUUUUGUGAAUAUUGAUGAAAAUGGCAAUGAUUGAAUCGAUAAGAAAAUUAAUGUCAAGAAUUCAUUCAACCUGUCAACAUUGCACAAAAAUAAAUAAAAAAAAAAUGCAGCAAUUGUAUCGUGUGAAAGUCUUAACUCCCCUGUUCAGUGUUGCCCGAACCAAAGUAUUAAUUCAAUUAAUAAAAAUUUUCAAAUGAAAUAUACAAGAGAUGACGUGAAAAUAGGAGUUGACAUGCGCUUAAACAAAUAAUCAUUAUAAAAUAGACGUUCUUCUGCAAUCACCAACGGAAAAUAAUUAAUUUAAACGAUAAAGAAAUGAAAUAAAAAAUUAUAAUAACGUAAAUGUGAACAAAAAAAAAUAUAUAACUGUCGCGAGUGCAUCGACGAUUUGUAAUAUUUUAUAAAUAAAAUUGGCAUAUCAAUUUUUAAUCGAAGAAUUUCACUCUGAAAAAAUAAAUGAAAUGAAAAUAAAGCGAAAAAUAAUGGAUAUGAAAUGAAUAAAUUGUCAUUCUCAUAAAAUGCUCUGCUGGUUUGGAGCUGUAGUCAUAUCGUUAGAGCAUAAGUCUGUAUGUGACGAUGUUAAUUAUUGUAAGAUAAACAUGAAAAAAAAUUAAUAAGUAGGAGCGUAUCAAACUAUUUGUCUGGUAUUACUGGGCAUGCUUCAAUAGAUUUUUUAUAAACAAGGUUCGUUCGACAAGAUGAAAAAAAAAACAAAAAAAAAAUAAUGAAGAAAAUUUCUUUCUCAUAAUUUUUUCAGAUAAGAAAAUAAAACAUUUGUUUGCAACGAAUUUUACAACUCGAUGAAAAAAAAAAACAAAAGCAAAGAACAAAUGAAGGAUGUGAAAUGAGAGAAAAAAUAAUAACAAUCGCACCUCGACGAAUCUUAUCCUAAUUUAUCACCUAUGCAAAAAAAGAAGAUUUAAAAAAAAAAUAAAAAAUAAUAAUAACGUGUUUUGGGCCCUUCCGUCCAAUUCGCCAUGUACCACUGUCAUUAUUUAUUUAAUUUUGCAACUUACGUACAAUAAAAUUGUUAUUGCUGAAAUAA
This is a messenger RNA of Diachasmimorpha longicaudata, 19413 nucleotides long. It is a transcript of the gene shaker, whose product is annotated as potassium voltage-gated channel protein Shaker. The record is from RefSeq and is a predicted model, not a curated record. Gene Ontology annotation, biological process: potassium ion transmembrane transport; protein homooligomerization. Bases 5275 to 7167 code for a protein of 630 amino acids. Gene Ontology annotation, cellular component: membrane; voltage-gated potassium channel complex. NCBI's taxonomy places the organism in Eukaryota, Metazoa, Arthropoda, Insecta, Hymenoptera, Braconidae. Gene Ontology annotation, molecular function: delayed rectifier potassium channel activity; protein binding. The transcript is spliced from 10 exons.